Molecule: messenger RNA, 873 nt
Organism: Ilex paraguariensis (yerba mate)
Lineage: Eukaryota; Viridiplantae; Streptophyta; Magnoliopsida; Aquifoliales; Aquifoliaceae
Source: the annotation of a GenBank genome assembly
AUGGACAUAACUAGGAACGGAGACGAAAUUGCAGAGUUACUUCAGAGAUUUACCUAUGAUACUGCUUGCAAAUUGGUUUUGGGUCAUGAUCCGACUGUACUUUCAAUUGAUUUACCAGAAUAUCCACACCAAACAUUGUUCGGUGAUGGUGGGGAAGCUGUGUUUUAUAGGCACUUUCUGCCAGAAAGCUGCUGGAAGCUGCAAAGCUGGCUUCGAAUGGGGGCAGAAAAGAAGCUGAGUAAUGCCUUGAAGACCUUGCAUCAGUUUCUAGACAAUUGUAUCUCAUCAAAACGUGAAGAAUUAAGAAAUAGGAGCAUAACCAAAAUGGAAGAUAAAGAUCAAGGGGAGUUUUCUGACUUGCUAACACUCUUCAUGAUAAUUGCGGAAGAAAUAAUUGGUGUUACACUUUCUGGUGAUUCUGAAAAGUUUCUGAGAGACAUCCUUUUGAAUUUCUUGUUUGCCGGAAGAGACUCUUUAAGUGCAGUUCUCAGUUGGUUCUUUUGGCUUGUUGGGACCUACCCAAUAGUAGAAAAGGAGAUUCGCGAAGAAAUCAUACAAAAUUUGCCAGUGAAAGAAGAUGGAAGUUGGAGUUUUUCCUGUCCAGAAGAUGUAAAGAAACUAGUUUAUCUCCGUGCAGCGAUCUGUGAAACAUUAAGGCUAUACCCACCGGUUGGUUUGAAUCACAAAGCUCCACUGCAAAACGACUUUCUUCCAAGUGGCCAUUGCAUGAAUCAGAAUACAAAAACUGUGCUUUCUUUCUACUGGAUGGGAAGGAUGGAGACGAUAUGGGGCAAAGAUUGCUUAGAGUUUAAGCCCAGGAGAUGGAUUUCAGAGAAAGGUGGGANCUUUCUGGUGAUUCUGAAAAGUUUCUGA